AUGCCACGUUCCAGACUGAACGAGCCCGAAGAGAUCAACUUUUCCAGCUCGUCCGAGCCAGUCGACACUGACUCCGCCUCCGCAAGUGAUGCAGAAUUUCCCAGUCCGCCCCCGAAGCGCAGGCGCAUAUCGCAAGACAGCGAAGACCGACCAAGUCGGAUUCCACCAACUUCACUCUCUCGAGUAAAGAAAUCAGCCGACUCCAACUCCAAUCCGUCUGCUUCUACUAUCACCGCUCAGGCUCCUCUACAACAUGGCUCGACAUCAACAGGCCAGCCCUCGGUACCCACUACAUCGACGACUUUCCAGGCCCUGAACGUGGCGCCCUGGCUGGUGCAUUCGCUCGCGGCCAUGGCUAUUCAGCACCCCACGGAGAUUCAAAGAGCCUGUAUACCCGAAAUCCUGAAAGGGCGGGACUGCAUCGGAGGUUCGCGGACGGGAACAGGAAAAACAGUGGCAUUUGCAGUGCCCAUCCUACAGAAAUGGGCGGAAGAUCCAUUCGGGAUAUAUGCGGUGGUGCUCACACCCACGCGAGAACUGGCGCUACAAAUAUUUGAACAGUUCCAAGCGCUAGGGACGCCUCAAAACCUCAAGACUGUCCUGAUCACCGGAGGCACCGAUAUGCGACCACAAGCAAUUGCACUCUCUCGCCGGCCGCACAUUGUGGUCGCAACGCCUGGCCGUUUAGCCGACCAUAUCCUCAAUUCCGGCCAGGACACAGUGGGUGGGCUGUCGCGCGUCAAAGUGGUGGUACUGGACGAAGCCGACCGGCUGCUCGCACCGGGACGAGGAUCAAUGCUCCCGGACCUCAACACAUGCUUGUCCGCCUUGCCACCCUCCUCAUCACGGUUGACGCUCCUGUUUACAGCGACCGUGACGCCUGAAGUGCGUGCUCUGCAGGACCUGCCACGGCCGAAAGACCGUCCACCGAUCUUCGUGUCGGAAAUCACAGACGCUGCUGACCCGUCUAGCGUGACUUCUCUCAUUCCAUCGACACUCUCACAAACAUAUCUCCAGAUUCCAAUGACGCACAAGGAUGCGUUUUUGCAUGUUUUGCUUCUGGUUCCGUCUCUCGCGGACCCAAAAGCAGGAGGAGAACUCGGACUUUCACCAAGCAUCAUUGUUUUCGUCAACCGCACCACCACAGCGGACACUCUACACCGCACGCUCCUACAAUUAGGGCAUCCGGUAACGGCGCUCCAUUCGGACCUCGCGCAAAUCCAACGUACUCGAAACCUCGCAGAUUUCCGCGCCCGCAAAGCCCGGAUUCUUAUCGCCACCGACGUCGCCUCAAGAGGUUUGGAUAUUCCCGACGUGGAAUAUGUGAUUAAUUUCGACGUCCCGCGCAACCCGACCGACUAUGUCCAUCGAGUUGGACGGACGGCCCGUGCGGGUCGCAAGGGUACCAGCAUCACUUUUGUCGGCCAGCGCGAUGUGGCUUUGAUUCUGGCCAUUGAGGACUAUGUCGGUGUCAAAAUGGCCGAGUGGUCUGAGGAGGGUGUCAAUGUCGAAACUCGCGUCGUCAAGGGCAGGACCCUCAAGGACGUCGCGGAGGCUCGCAUGGAGGCUCUGCGUGACCUCGAGUCCGGCAAGGAUGUUAAUGGCUGGCGGAGGAAAUUGAAAAAGGAUCGCAAAGCGAGGAACGAGGUGUGA
This is a messenger RNA of Exophiala dermatitidis NIH/UT8656, 1653 nucleotides long. RefSeq lists its product as uncharacterized. The transcript has a single exon. NCBI's taxonomy places the organism in Eukaryota, Fungi, Ascomycota, Eurotiomycetes, Chaetothyriales, Herpotrichiellaceae. The record is from RefSeq and is a predicted model, not a curated record. The coding region runs from base 1 to 1653 and encodes 550 amino acids. Gene Ontology annotation, molecular function: nucleic acid binding; RNA helicase activity; ATP binding.